GAAAGUGAUAUUUAUCUGUCAAAGGCAGACCUGUUUGAAAUAAUUUUCGAAAAUGACUUAACCUGUAAAGAAGUUGACAUUCUGAAAGUCGCCAUGAACUGGAUUGAACAUAAUAAUCCGGAACAGGAGGUUGUUCAGAGUAUUUUUGAAAAGGUGCGACUGGAUAUUGUUGACCGACAAUUUCUUGUUGAUGAGGUAGCGGUUUCAAAGAUCGUUAUUGAGAAUAGCGCUGUGAGGGAAAUGAUACAACACGUUUCAUGUUCAGCCCGGCCACAACUUACAAGCACAACGAGGUUUGUUGCCAACCGACCUGAUGUCUUCGUACUACACCACACCGACAAGUUAUUGCUGUCAUGUUUCACGUCAGACGAGAAGUGGGAAGACGUCCCGCCAGCCCCAGUAGAUCCUGGACCGUAUUAUACAACUGCGAGUUUGGAUGAUAAGAUCUACAUCACUGGUGGUUGUAAACAAGAUAAAUGUACACUGGUGUAUUACACCAUUAGAAAAGUGUGGAACGUAGGCCCAGACCUCAACCAUGGACACCGGGGUCACUGUACAGCCACAGCUAAUUCUAAAGUGUAUGUAAUAAGCGGCUGGAAUACCAGUACAAUAGAAGAGAAGAGCGAGAGUGAGGAUCAGUGGCAGGUGGUUGGUGAUUUGGGAUUGUUCAGAGUGAGUGCCAUCCCUGUUAGUUGGCGAAAAUAUCCUCGUUAUGGGAGGACACAUAAAGUGCAUCGCGUCAGAUCUAAUCCAGUGUUUUAACACUACAACCCGCGCUGUCACCAAGCUGGAUACAAAGUUGCCUUGUACCUCCAAUUCACUAAGAGGAUCUGUUCACCUCCCUGAUGUAUAUCUGUUGGACAGUAAUGGCAACGUGAUGCACAUUCACGUCACUGACAGAAAUGGUGAAAUCCAGGUUGAGAAUAAAGUAACGGCUAUGUGGAAAUUAUUUGGUAUUGACUUUGGUAUCGUUCACUGACAUGGAAACCUUCUGUGUUUUACAGAAAACGGAAUCAGUAAAUCCAACCUAGCUGAAGGGAAAGAAGAAGAGUGUACAUUCCCCAAAACCACUUAGAAGUGGCGACGUGUACAACGCUCUGACUCUUUGACACGGAAUACACUACAAGGCUGAGUCAUUAAUCACAGUGUUACUGGCUGACUUGUUCUCCAAGACAAGAACGACAUUUAUGGACAUGCCCAGUUAUUUCAUUAUGAAAGAUGUGUUUGUUUUCGUGAAGACAUACGCACGUAUGAGACACGUGCCGUUGUGCCGUGGCUAAUUGCAUGCCAAAGUGAAGGGAGAUGUAAAAAUAAAAAAAAUGUAAAUAGG
This is a messenger RNA of Gigantopelta aegis, 1330 nucleotides long. RefSeq lists its product as uncharacterized. The record is from RefSeq and is a predicted model, not a curated record. Bases 94 to 762 code for a protein of 222 amino acids. Gene Ontology annotation, molecular function: protein binding. NCBI's taxonomy places the organism in Eukaryota, Metazoa, Mollusca, Gastropoda, Neomphalida, Peltospiridae. The transcript has 2 exons.